This is a messenger RNA of Pyrenophora tritici-repentis Pt-1C-BFP, 1881 nucleotides long. Its product is annotated as CHAD domain containing protein. Lineage: Eukaryota; Fungi; Ascomycota; Dothideomycetes; Pleosporales; Pleosporaceae. The record is from RefSeq and is a predicted model, not a curated record.
AGAGACAUGUCUAAUACCACUCUCGUUUACUCGACAUUUGGCUCCCUUUCUUAGCCCGACAUGCUUGCUCCCAGGAAGCGGCCUAUGCCGCUGUUUCUACUCACAGUCCUGGUCCUCAUCGGAAUAUGGUACCACCAUAGAGACACGGAUCGCGUAUACUUGCAGUGGAUGUCGUCGAUUGAGGCGCGCCCUAUAAAGAUCCCCGCGAAUAGAACUUUAGGCUUCGGCGCCGUUAUCGUCGUAUCCAAAGAAGGCUCGCCGCGCCGCGAGCCGCUCUUGCAAGCCGCAAACGUCACCGACUUCGACAUCACCAUUCCGGAACAGCCUGCCUGGACCGAAGGCGACGUCCAGCGCUUCAUCAACGGUCAGGACAACGCCGUCAAAGGUUCUAUAUUAGCGUGGCUAGGGCACCACAACGCCCUGAGGUGGUUUCUCGCUUCUGGCCUAGAGACGGCUCUCAUUCUCGAAGACGACGUCGACUUUGACAUUCGCCUGCGCAGCGUCCAGAUACCUCUCGCAGCAAGCGCUGCCCGUCGCCUCCUUCCCCCGGCCCCCAACCAACAUCCCUUUGUAAACUACGCCAGCAAUCGCACCCAGUACUGGGGAGAUCAGGAGGCAUGGGACCUACUCUACCUCGGCCAUUGUGGCGACUACUUUGAUAUCGUCGACGACGACGGCCCCAAGACUGAUCGCCAGGAUUACAACCUCACCGCUAUGCCACAUGUCCUCUACGAGGACCCUACCAUGCCCUCAUGGCUAAAUCUGCAUCCCUUCACACAGUCGCUAUUCCGCCUCCUGGGCAUGCCCGAGCGCAAUCGAGUUAUGCACCGCUCCAAAUUCCCCCUCUGCUCCUUCGGAUACGCCGUUACCCGCCCCGCCGCCGAACGACUUCUCAACGAUCUUGCGCCACCAAAACUGAAAAAGGAUGGCGCGCGCGCCUUUGACGUAGCCCUUCUCCACGCCUGCAACAAGGGAGAGAAUACACCCUCGCCUACACCCGAGUGGCAGCGGCCCAAUGCAGACCCCAAAAUGCGCAGCAAAUAUCCAAGCCCUGGUCUGCGCUGCUGGACGCUCAACUCGGAGCUAUUCCAUCACAUGCCUGGACGCAGCGAAAUCGACUCACUCUCGGAGGCGUCAGGAGAGAAGCCCGGCCCCCCGCCAGUAGACCGUGCGGCCGAAUUUCAGGUCUUCUACCGGAACGAGACAACCAAUAUUGACUGUGGAUUCUGGAGCGGCGCCUUUUCAUUUGAAAAAGACGAUCUCGAACGACUCCAUUACCUGCAGGAGAAAGUCGGGCGUGAAGGACUCUGUCUCAAAGAAGGCAAACCACAAGAUGACAUCGACUACCCCGAUUACCCACCGCAGAAGACCAUGGACUACUGAGUGUCCCUUUCAACAGCUCGAUACCUUUCCAUGUACAUAUUUUCUUCUAUUACGAGCAGUAAAACUUAGGGGCAACAACACCACCCGACUUCGGACCCUUUUAUCUAACGGAAAUCUUUAAAUCAGGCGUUUAUCGGCGCAGUAGGAACCACCAAACGCCACCACUAUCACACGGGGCUAUGAGCAUUGGAAAAUGCAAAAGGCGCAUAUGACUUUUUCGGGAAGCAAGGGGGACAGCAUUUUAUACCAACUCAACGAGCGCGCAACAAACGGGAGCAGCAACACCCACACACGGCGUACUACACAUGCAUUUGCAUCCGCACGGCAGGGCCAGUUUUGGAACAACAACGCAACAUUUUUGCUCUGGGGGUGCUUUUCUUUUUCAAAUCUCUCUCAUGACUUACUGUUGUCUUGUCUUUUACUUUUUUUGAUACCAAAUAAGCGAGAUUAUAUCCAGAUUGUCCUGAAUCUUACACAGAAAUAUGGACAUACGUCACA